Molecule: messenger RNA, 2199 nt
Organism: Purpureocillium takamizusanense
Lineage: Eukaryota; Fungi; Ascomycota; Sordariomycetes; Hypocreales; Ophiocordycipitaceae
Exons: 2
Coding region: 374-2098 (574 amino acids)
Source: RefSeq, a predicted model, not a curated record
CUAACCGAUACGGGUGGGCCCGGAUUUCCAACCGCCGUACAUGAACGUCGCCCAGACAUCAUCACCACCACCAACAACACACCCCCACCUCACAGAGUCCCAGACCACAAGCACGAUCAUGCCCGCAGCAGCAGUAGAACCCAUCCGCCCAAGCCAAGAAGCCGAACGGGAAUGGGGCUCGCGGAUCAUGGGCUCCUUUCUCGCGCAGUGACCUCGACGCUCCGAUCACGGUGGGGGGCCAAGGGCAACAACCAGCAACAACACCUCCCCGGAAAAGGCAACCCCGGACAGAGUGAAAGAUAGAUAGCCAGACCAGCAAGCAAUAAUUCCGAGCACACCAUCAACCAACUACCCGCCCGUCAUCCCGAGCGACAUGAAAGCAGCAGUCAUGGACGGCGGUGACGGCGACGCUGACGCUGACGUGGACGAGGAGGGGGUUCCUCCGCAGGCCUCGCAGGCGAGCUCGCACUUUGCGCUCGACCCGGUGCCCGCGACGGUGCUGGCGGCGCGGGAGGCGGCGCGCAGGAACGCGGCGCGCGCGUUGGGGCCCUGCGGCGUGGGGUGCGCCGAGGUGGAUGACGAGGCACUCCUGGGGGCGGGUGGGCUGGAGAGGGGGACCGUGGUGGGCGUGAGCUGUGAGGACGAGGAUGGGUUUGGCCUGACGCUGUGCCUCCAAGUGGUGGCCAGGGCGCUGCUCGCGCACGAGCACGACAAGGUGCUGGUGGUGACGCCUCGGCCGGCGGGCGUCUUGCUGCGUGCUCUGAGAGACGGCAUCGCCGCGGAACUGCGCGCGAGGCGGGAAGCCGCUUCGGCGGAGGAGGCGGCGGUCGCGAGAGGGGUCUCCGGGGCGGAAGACGAAGAAGGUGGUGCUGCCGACAAGGGCGGUGCCGGGCGAGGCGAGGAAGAUGCGGCGGCUGCUGCCGAGGUGCGGGCGUGUCUGGACAGGGUGAUGCUGUCGUGCGUCUUUGACGUCGAUGGGCUGUGGGAGGUGCUUGCGGAGCUGGACCGUCCGGCCGAGGGAGAGAUGACGACGACGACGACGCCGCCGCCGCCGCCUGAGUCUUUGGUUCAUGGACGGGCAGAUGAAGUGGAAGGGAAACGACAGCAGCAGGUGGUCGACACUGCGGCGGCGGCGCCGCUUUUGGAGAUCCAAGACAGCGAGGACGAGGGCCUGACGCCAUCACCGCGCUCGACACCGGGAGCACCGCAGCCUCAUGCCACUGCAGAGCCGGACGGGGAGGCGACGACCGCGACUGAGACAGCACUGGGUGAGCACAGAGGAGCCGGCGACGGUCGUGAAAACGAAGGCCCCAGCAUCGUCCUCGUCACGCACUUCUCGGCGCUCCUCACCUCGCUCUUCGCCCACCGCGAAAAGUCGGCCGCCCACUCGUCCCUGCAGCUGCUCGCCUCGCAGGCGCGCUACCUCUCGCGCAGCCUGCCCUCGCAGCCGCUCUUCAUGCUCCUCAACUCGACAUCCUCGUCGUCGUCUGCUCACGACGGCUCACGCGAGCCGGGCGCCACCGGGUCCGGUCCUGCUGCGGCCCCCGGUCCCGGUCCUGCUCCCGUUUCCGCUCCCGCCGGCGGCGGCAGCGCCAUCACGACCAACAAACCGCUCGACCCGACCCUCCGCUCCGUCUUCAACCCGCUGGCCCUCCCGCUGCCCGCCUACCGCGCCCCCCGCGCUGCCACCCGCCGCAACAAGCCGUCCUUUGGGCUCAUCUUUAGCCAGAUACUCGACACGCACCUCCUCUGUACGCGCAUGCCUCGCACGCGCGCCGACGCCGACGCCCUUUACGGCGGAAGCAGCAGCAACAGCACGGGCGACGGUAAUGCCGAAGACAACGGCUGCCGUCCCUUGCCACCCCAACGCCAGCACCAGCACCAGCAGCCGGGCGCCAUCAAGUACGUCACCGUCGUCGAGGUCCUCCUCGACGAGAUGGGCCUGUGGCAGGGCCGCGCGGGACCCCGCCCCAACAGGGAACAGCGAUGGGGAGUCGUCGACGUCGUGGGCGGGCGCGUCGUCGACGCCUUUGCCCGGACGCAGAGGGUGUACGGCGAGAUCCGCACGUCGGGCGGCUUCGGCGGCAGAAGGCCGUGACAUAAGUUGCUGGCCGUAUGCCUUACCUCGUCGUUGGCUUACUCCCCCCUCUUUCGGUUCGCAAUGGGUCUUGCGUCCUCGACUGUUGUCAGGUCAGGUCA